This is a messenger RNA of Daldinia loculata, 5480 nucleotides long. RefSeq names its product AAA-domain-containing protein. Gene Ontology annotation, biological process: positive regulation of transcription by RNA polymerase II. NCBI's taxonomy places the organism in Eukaryota, Fungi, Ascomycota, Sordariomycetes, Xylariales, Hypoxylaceae. Gene Ontology annotation, molecular function: ATP hydrolysis activity; histone binding; chromatin binding. The record is from RefSeq and is a predicted model, not a curated record. The coding region runs from base 290 to 5182 and encodes 1630 amino acids. The transcript has 6 exons. Gene Ontology annotation, cellular component: nucleus.
CGAAUAUCUGGGAUCUGUUGCUGUCUUGGGCUUUAGGCGCAUUCCGACGUGAAUGGUGGUGAUGGUCUUCUGGACGUUAUAUUCAUCUUAACCCUUGAGUUGCUACCAGCUGACAACAACGCAAGCUUUUAGCUCUGCCUAUCACCUCCGAGACAACCUCGAGCUUAGGCCUCCCACUGCCUUCUUCUCGCUUUUUUGUGUGUUGCUCCCGGUUGAGGCCGCAACAACGUGUAUCCGCUUGUUUUGAUACUUCAAUCUUCGCCUGCUGCUCGAAGACACAAUCUUCAAAAUGGCUGGCAAACGAAAGCGGGACAUCCUCGACUUUGACCCUAACAAGUCUGAUUCCGACGACGAGAACUUCGAGCCCGAGGUCGACCGGCCCCGCUCGCGCAAGAAAACUCGCCCGCCCGGAGCCACCAAGUCUAGUACUCGUAGUAGGAGAAUUAAAUAUCGGGGGUCUGAUAUUGAUGAUGACGAGCUCGGAGAUAGCGAGCAAGAGAACUCAUUUGGCGAAGACGACAUAGAAGAGGAGCCCGAACCUCCCAUCAACGAAAAUACCGGUCGCCGCGUUCGAAAAGCAGCUACCAAACACCAGAAUUAUAAGGAGAGUUCGGAUGAGGACGAUUUAAUUCGGGAUUCGGACGAAGAGAAGGACGAUCUUAUCAAGGAACCACCUAAGAAAUCCCCCCGGCAGAGGAAAUUGAUUACUCUCAAAGUUCCCCCGCAGUCGCAGUCGCGCAAAACGCGCGCAGCCUCCAACGCGACUGCUCCAAUUGGCAUUAGAAGAGUCACUCGAGCGCGCACAGCCGAAGCAGAAGACGAGCUGGUCGAGCUAUCAAAUUCGGGUAGACAUGCGAGGCUAGCCCGAGGUUCUAAGAGCAAGAGCCCGGAAGCCCUAGGCAUCGUUGGCCGACCAACUCGUAGCGGAAAAGGUAUCAAAAUGACGAUUCCCACUGUAAUUGAAGAGGAUACCCAGGAAGAGAGCAAACCGUCUGAAGCCGAAGCUGAAGUUAUGCAAGACCCUAUCGUCCAAGAUGUCGAUCCAGCCGAGGAAGAUGCCAUCGGUCAAGUAGAUGAUGAAGUGAUCGAAAAUACCGUUCUAGAUCAAGAAGAGCCUAUAAAAACGGUGGAGAAAAAUGACGCUAUGGAGGUGGAUGACGAAGAUGACGAUGUCCCCGUCGCACGUAAGACGCGCAGCGCGAGGGCUAACCAAACUGCGGCAGCCACCGAAGACGCUCCUGCUGAUGAUGGCAGUCCGGUUAAGAGAAUCCGCGGCCGACUCACACGAAAAUCUCGGUUCGGAAAGUCCCUCCAAGAGCCUAGCAGUGAUUUUGAACCCGGAAAUGAGUCCGCAGAAGAGAACGAAUCUGGUCCCGAAGCUCAUAAGGGUGGAGAUGUCGGUGAUGACGACGAUAAUUCAAGUCCCAGUGCCCGUGGUCGAAGAUCAUCGAGGGGCAAGGGAAGAAGAUCUGUGAGAAGAUCGCAGCGGCGUGCCGAGUCCGGAGACGAAGACGAGGUUGACGAAAACGAAGUAGCAGAAGAACUCAGAGAUCUUCGACAAGAUUCUCGUUCGCGCAGAGAACGCCGCUCGCCACAAAUCCUCUUUGAGAAGAAAGCCGAGACCAGACGCCGUAGAGGCCAGCCGGUAAAUUAUGCAAUUGCGCCGCUCAAUGCAUUCACUGUUGAGCAGGAAGAAGAUGACGACGACCCGGCUCCGACACCAGCCCGUCGACGUGGACGUGCAAACGGAGGCGGCGGUUGGGACCAUAGUCUCCACACGACUGCUGGCGCUUUAGGCGGCGUCGGUCUUGUCGGCUCGCUGCUCGGCGGACCGUGGGGUACUGGUGCCGCGGGUGGUGCGGAUUCUGAUAGCAGCGACGAUGAGAUGAAUAACCGAACAGGAAUAGCUGGAAUGGUGGGUAUGACGCCAACCUCGGCGGCUCCUCCUGGCCCGUCGCUCGCAAAUGCGGAGGGAGGUGGUCUCCUUACGCCCGCGCCAAAUGUCGGUAAAAUUAAGAACCCGAAGGCUCUUGCUGAUGCGGACCCCCUCGGUGUGGACAUGAACGUUGACUUCAGUCACGUCGGUGGCUUGCAGAGUCACAUCGAUCAGUUGAAAGAGAUGGUACAACUGCCGCUACUAUACCCAGAGUUGUUCACUAGAUUCCACGUUACGCCGCCGAGAGGAGUGUUAUUCCACGGUCCACCGGGAACAGGAAAGACUUUGCUGGCUCGAGCCCUCGCAAAUACGGCUGGCAUCGGCGGCAGGAAGAUCACCUUCUAUAUGCGCAAGGGUGCUGAUGCCCUUAGCAAAUGGGUCGGAGAGGCCGAGAAACAGCUGCGUCUCCUAUUCGAAGAAGCUAGAAGAACGCAACCUAGCAUUAUCUUCUUUGACGAGAUUGAUGGACUCGCCCCCGUACGGUCAAGUAAGCAGGAGCAGAUUCAUGCGUCGAUAGUAUCUACCUUACUCGCUUUGAUGGAUGGCAUGGACGGUCGCGGCCAGGUGAUAGUCAUUGGCGCUACCAACCGACCGGAUAGCGUGGAUCCUGCCCUCCGCCGACCGGGUCGCUUUGAUCGAGAGUUCUACUUCCCUCUACCCGACGUGGACGGUCGCAAGUCGAUCAUCGAUAUCCACACCAAGGAUUGGGGCCUUACCGACGAGUUCAAGCUGUCUCUGGCUAAGGACACGAAGGGUUACGGCGGUGCUGACCUGCGUGCUAUGUGCACCGAGGCUGCUCUCAAUGCAAUCCAGCGAACGUACCCGCAGAUUUAUAUGUCCAAGGAGAAGCUUGUCGUCAACCCGGAGAAGAUCAACAUACACAUGACCGACUUUAUGCUCUCUAAAAACAAGAUUGUGCCUUCUUCAGAGAGAUCCGCGAUAUCCGGGGCCGCGCCCUUCCCGAAACCUAUCGAGCCUCUCCUUCGAGACCAGUUUAAUACUAUUACCAAUCUUUUGGAUGGUGUCUUUCCGCGCAAGAAGAAAGUGACAGCCCUAGACGAGGCCAUGUUCGAGCCUUACGACGAUGAAGACUUUGGUUUCAGUCGAGAGGCCCUGCAACAGGAGUUCCAUAGAUUUCGCGUUUACCGACCGCGGCUUUUAAUAUGCGGCUCGCAGGGAAUGGGACAGGUUUAUGUCAGUGCUGCUAUCCUCCACUACCUCGAAGGUGUCCACGUUCAAAACUUCGACAUAGCAAAUAUACUUGGUGAUCCCCUGCCUGCCGAGCAAGUUUUGUUCGGGCUUUUCGCCGAGGCCAGACGCCAGAAACCGAGCGUCAUCUUUAUCCCGCAUGUUGACAUGUGGUAUGAGACAUUAGCUGGACCGGCGCUCACCGCGUUCAUGUCCAUGCUCAGGACCAUACAGCCUACGGAUUCCAUCAUGGUCGUAGGUACCGCAGAGAAGGAGCUAGAACAGAUCAGUCCCGAUCUCAAACGCGAUCUCUUUGGAUGGUCUAAUUCCAACUUUGUGGAGAUUGCCCGCCCAGCGAAGGAGAAUCGACGUGAAUACUUCGAUAGGAUCCUGGGGCAUAUUCGAAGACUCCCUAAAGACUUUCCCGAACCGACUAAUCGAAAAAAGAGAGUGCUGGAAGUGCUUCCCGUCGCCCCGCCGCCCCCGCCUAAGCAGAUGACUCAGGAAGAGAUCGAUGCCGAAAAUCUGCUUUACAGAAAAGCUCUCAACUUGUUGAAGAUCCAUCUGCAGCCUAUCAUGGACCAGAUCAAGCGCAAAUAUAAGGUCUUCCGGUCCCCUAUCAUACCCCUAUCGCAGUAUCAAUACCUCUUCGACGAGGCAAAUCCGAACUAUGUCAGACCCGACGUGGCAGAUGCCCCGCCGCGUCCCUAUGUACUUUCUCAGGAUGCGGAGGGAGCCCCGGGUCUCCUCGAGACAGCGACGGGCAAGUUUUAUUAUAAUCUCGACACGGUGACAAUCGAGACGAGGCUCGCUCACGGUUACUAUGUUAACCCAUGGGUAUUCUUAAAGGACGUAAAGUCUUUUGAGCGUGACGCAAAGAACCUCGGCGACAAGGCCCUCUGGCUUAAGGCUGACGAACUUGCUACUAACGUGAGCGUGGACGUCUCCGAUAUUAACGAUAAACUCCAGAAGAUCGAUUGGGAUGCAGAGUGGAAGAGAGAGCAAUUUCGGAAGAGGGAGUCGAAGCGAAUACAGAGAGCCCGCAAGAGAGAAGCGCUUGCCAACCAAACCGGUGGAAAAUUCUUGCAGGGCCCUCAACAGGUAGAGUUGCAAAAGUCCCAUACGACAACAGCCCAUUUCCAAGUUAUCGGCGAGGAAGCUAUCACGAAUGGAGGGAGCUCGCUAAAUCAUGACAAUACGAACGGAACAUCCGCACCGUCCCGAGUUUUGGACGACGAUGCUACCAUGACUGAUAUUGAUAGCCAGCCGCCGCCCGGUGGCCUAAACAUGCCCAUGCAGCCACCCUCUCAGUGGCCCCGCAUGUCUGUUCAAUCCCUGCACACAUCCAUACAAGCGACGGCAGGAGGUACGAACCAGUUCUCCCAGAUCUCAGCUGUUCAGUCUCUUCCUCCGGGUGUAUCGCCGUCAGCGUUAAUUAACGACGCGUCCACCACGAAGACAUCAGAUCCUUCCAACCGAUCAUCCAACUUCAGCACACAGGCUACUAAUGGGAUCCAUCACGAGCAAUCUAGCCCUGGUGACAACCUUCCGGAUACCCAACCGUGUCCCGGAAAUAGCCAGGCCACGUCCAGCGACGAGCAGUGGCCUCACUCUCAGGCUCACGGCCUCUUGCGGGGAUAUAUCCCCCAGCCCGGGUCGUUCCACGGGUCGCGCGCACAGGCAUCGCCUGCAGGUGGAAAAUCAUCACAUGCCCCGAGUAUGGUAAACUUACUAAACGACCCUCCCGUUGACGAACCGUCGCAAUCGCAAUCGCAAUCGCAGUCGCAAUCGCAGCGCCAGUCGGGCAUAUCGUCAGCUUCUCAACAGGUCGAGCUAGACGAUUCUCAGGCCUAUUACUUCUUGGAGAGACUCACCGAACGCACAUCGGGUUGCACCAUCGAGCAGCUGCAGCAGAUCUACCGCGAGAUGAUGGUAGAGCUCUGGAGGACGAGAGGCGAGAAUAACCGCAUGAAAGUACUCAACUCGGUCACCCGAGUUUUUAACGAGGCUAUUAAUGAGAUCGAGUCGAGUCAGGGGAUGCUCCAACCAAGCCAAUAGUUGAUAGGAUCAACGAUAAGGGGUUAUGAAUUUCGUGGAUAUAUCUGAAAGAGGUUGGCCAACCUCCCUAUGUAAUUAUAAAAAGACUACUAGAGGCGAGGAGCCUAAAGGAACCGCGUGGUAAGGUGGCGGAAUAUUGCAUUGUCUGUAAGGCGAUCCGGACGCAGGAAACGUUUAUGGCUUACUGCUUAUGAAGGCUUUGGCUCGCGCCUGAUUUUUUUUAUAAUACGCCUAGUUCACGCCUUAGGUAGGACUGACACAUUUGGUGUACCGAAAAUACGAUCGUCUUUUAAUCAAG